Molecule: messenger RNA, 276 nt
Organism: Trypanosoma brucei brucei TREU927
Lineage: Eukaryota; Euglenozoa; Kinetoplastea; Trypanosomatida; Trypanosomatidae
Exons: 1
Coding region: 1-276 (91 amino acids)
Source: RefSeq, a predicted model, not a curated record
AUGGUUUCCAGGGACUCCCGUUACAUUCAUCGCCGCUGGUAUUUAGAGGAUGCUACGCUUACCAUCCAACAACCCAAGUUGGAGUUACUCGUUGACUUCGAUGAUCCCUCAAGUUUCGCCUUCCCUGCAAAUCUCCCGCCAACUUUAGGCAUGCGACGGGCGGCGGCUGUAGCGACUGCCACGGGAGGCCUCAGCGGCGUUAUGGGACUCGGGUCGGAGGGAAACCUCCUGGCGGAUUGGCGCGAGAUCGGCAUCCCGCCCUUUACAGAAGAAUGA